UUUCAUUCAAGUUUCAUAACAUUUGACUCAUUCGAAAGCUAUUAAACAUAAUUGAAAAUACCGUUUAUUACACUCCCCAAAUAUUGUAUUUAUCUAUGAAGUGAAAGUGAAAAGUGGAUUUUUAAUCAUAAUGGGUGAUGCUUGUCAAGCAUGUCUCACGAGGGUUCCUCAUGCCACUCUUAUAGCAACGAUAAUGUGCUGUUUGGGCGUGGGGGUGUUUUGUGGCACUAUGUAUCGUGGAUCAGCGCUUUCAAUUUUGAUGUUUGACGAAGUUUUUCAUUUUCGACUGAUAUGGAUUGAAGCACUUCAAAUGAUAUUCAUCGUAGGCAGUGCUUGUAUGGCUGCUCUAGGAUUUAUGUUGUUAUGCUUAGGGUGCCUCACAACAGGUGCAACAAGACAAAAGGUGUACAGAGCGUGGCGAGCUCGGGUCGGUGGAAGGAUAUCUUGCGCAGUCUUUAUGAUUAUUACCUAUAUUUUGACAUUCGUUUGGCUGAUCCUAUUGGGCUUUUUAGUCAUAACAACAUUCUUGUUCACAAUAUUUUGGAAACUAUGCUCGAAGCCGAAAAACAUUGAACACUCUACCUGUAUCGAUUUCACUCAAUUCGACUUUAUGUUCCCAUCUUCUGUUAAACAAGAAGACAUGAGAAUUUGUGAAGCUCAUAAAAUUAAACUAUUUUGUAAGGACUAUGUUGAAAAAGCUGAGUUUAUGUUUAUUUUGGCAAUGGUAUCAUGUUUACUUGUAAUAUUGAGCUUAGUACAUUAUUUGAUGUGCUUAUCAGCUAAUUAUGCUCAUAUUCGAGACCAUGAAAAAUUCCAAGAACUGCAAGAGCUCCAGUACCUCACCAACCCGGAUCUACAUGCUUCAAAAGAUAGAUUCUAGUAUAUGGCCCGCGCACCAUUGUUGCGCUCCCUUGAAGCAUCUACUAAAAUGUGACAAAGCAGAAAAGUAACUGCAUUUUAAGAUGUCAUAAAUAUGUGUUCACAGAUUACAAAUAACAUCUAAAGACUGAUACAGUGGAUGACUAAGAUUAGAUUGAAUACAAAUUUACAUAUCUCCAAUCCACUACAGUAUUUAUUUUUAUUUUUUGUAACCUGACAUUCCACUAACUUUAGUCCUUAAACUUUAAAUUGUUAAACAAUAUUCCCCCUAUAAAGUAUAUUUUAUUUACAUUAUUUUAGAUAAUUCAAUGCUUGGACAUGCUAAAGCAUGAUAAUAUUUAUUUUUAUUCCCUUUGUUUCUAAACUAGGCUGAUAGCCUGCAUUGUUGCUCUAGAUUCUUCCAUUAAUCCUAAUUCAAUUAUGAUAAGAUAAUAUUUUAGAAUUAUACUUGCUUUAUUAUUAUUUACAUUUAAGAAAUAACAGUAGAAGUAGUUUUGUUUUACACAAAUUUUAUAUUUUUGUUUAAAAGUUGAUUCUUGUUUUGAUGUCUAGACAACAUUUAAUAUUUUGUGUAAAAUUGGGAAAUGUGAUUAAAUUAAUUGUUCAAUGUUUAGUACAAUAAUGAUAGUUUAAGGCAGCACAAUUUAUAUUACUUAGUUGUAAGUUAAAAUAAGAAAAUUGCUUAUGAUAAAUAAGGCGAUUUUAUUCUGAAAUUUUUUUUAAUAAGAUGGCUCUAAGACGAAUUUUCUAAGUUUUUAUUUAAAAAUUACAAUAAUUAUGAAAAAAUUAAAUUGUCUGUUUAUAGUAAGCAAGUUUAAAAUUUAGUAGUCAAUUAUGACAAUUUUAUAUAUUAUGUAGGAAGAUUACCUCUUUUGAUAAAGAUUUUACAAUAAAUUAGCUUGAAAUAAAAGAAAGCAUAGCUCUUUUUAUAUUUAGCCAAAAAAAAAAGUAAAAUAAUUUUGAAAAAUUUUGCUCACAGAUGGAAAGAAAAUAUGUAGAAUAUGGUGCAUUUAUAACUCAAAUAUCUUAAAUUUGUUCUAUAAACAUUAUUUCUUAAAAAUAUAUAUAGAUUUUGUGACGUUAAAUUUUUUAAAAAAUCUACUCUGUCUAACACCACGAAGAAACAAAUCACUGGCAUUUAUCAUAUUUAUUAAGCGCACUAAAAAUGUUUACAUUAAUUGAAUGUUUGUAAUAAUUAGUUAUAGGAAUUAGCCCUUAAAUUCAAAGUAAGUGACUGAAAUAUAUAAAUUAACUAACAAAUAUACAAAGCCAUAUUUCCAAAAAUAUUUCAUGAUUUAAUUGAAAUUUUAUUUAUAAACAUAAAUAUUACAACAGUAAUUUUCAAAACUUGUUAUAGUUAUAUCCAUUAAAAACUUGGUGUUCUAGUAUUUUUGUAGCUAUUUGAAGUAGCAUAGGAUUUUUUCAAAAUAAAUAAAGAAUUUGUAUUUCGUUGUUUGUUUUUAUAAUUAUGUACUAAAAUAUAAUCUGAUAGAAAUUAUGUACAAAAAAAAAUCCUUUUAAUUAUAUUAUGUAUGUAUCCAGAAGAUUUAGUGUUGAUUCGAAAUUCUAGAAUAUAAAAGCAAGAGUAACAACUUUUUGUUACGUAAAAUUAAAAAUCCGAAUGUAGGUCGCCUUUGAAAUCCUUGUCGACGGGCUGAAGGGGUCAAUCCCUAUUCGAGCUCAUUAAAAUGGAAGCGUGGAGUAGCUAGUUGGCCCGAUUUUAACUUUUGUAAUUAAAUUUCAACUAGCAGACAUAUUCAUGAAGUGAAUAAUUAGUGGAACGGUAAUUAUGCAAUAAAAAGUAUAAGCAAGAACUUUA
Messenger RNA from Nymphalis io (European peacock), 2698 nucleotides. RefSeq names its product neuronal membrane glycoprotein M6-b (gene M6). Lineage: Eukaryota; Metazoa; Arthropoda; Insecta; Lepidoptera; Nymphalidae. The coding region runs from base 131 to 880 and encodes 249 amino acids. The transcript has a single exon. Gene Ontology annotation, cellular component: plasma membrane. The record is from RefSeq and is a predicted model, not a curated record. Gene Ontology annotation, biological process: neuron projection development.